UCCAAUUGCAGUUGAGUACUGCAAUGUGCUUAAGAACUCAUAUCUCCCAAGUAACAGGGUACCAUUUUUAUAUCCAAGCUCUAGACCUUGACCAUUUCAAGUCUUUCUUCAUCUUCUUAUGUGCUACAUUAAACUCCUGUUCUUGUUUUUAGAAUUCAAAUCCCCAUCUCCAAUGGCUUUGGCAACUUUUUUAGCUUUCCUUCUCUUCUUACGCAUUUGCUCUCUCUCUCAAGGAGAAAAUUUAUUGUUCAAUGGCUUCAAUGGAAGUGAGGGGAACCUGAAACUUGAAGGAGCUUCCAUAGUGAAACCCUCUGGUAUGAUCAGACUCACUAACACAACACGUAAUGUUAUAGGCCAUGCAUUCUAUAACAAACCGAUAACCAUGUAUGAUAAAGGUUCCCCAAAUGCUUCUUCGUUCAGUACAGAGAUUGUAUUUGCCAUAGUCUCCCCAAGCUCCGGCAGCGGUGGCUUUGGCCUAGCCUUCACAUUGUCUCCCUCUCCGAGUUUCCCUGGGGCUCAAGCCGGCCAUUACUUCGGAAUUUUCAACUCUUCAAACGACAACAAAACCUCCAACCAUAUCCUUGCUGUUGAAUUCGACACGGUCAAUGGUUACAACCAGAGCUCGGAUUCAGAUGGUAACCAUGUUGGUAUCAACAUCAACAGCGUCUAUUCUAAGGUAUCUGAACCAGCUGCUUACUAUGACACAGAAUCACACAAAGAAGAAUUGAAGAUGGAGGGUGGUGAUCUUAUACAUGCUUGGAUAGACUAUGAUGGCAAGGCUCAACUUUUGAAUGUGACAAUAUCUCCUAUUAAUAAGGGGAAACCAACCAAACCUCUAAUCUCUCUUGGUAUCAAUCUAUCUUCUGUGCUUCAAGAGACUAUGUAUGCCGGCUUUUCAGCUUCCACAGGAGAUAACGGGUCGAGCUCUCAUUAUAUAAUCGCAUGGAGUUUUGCAGUGGAUGAAAAAGCAAGUAAACUCAAUCUUACCAAUCUUCCUAUCCCAGCAAAAGAGAAAAGUUCAUCAUCCUCUUACAGUCCCCAAAUUAAGGCUGUUAUUGUGGCCUUGUCUGUUGUGGUCUUCUUGUUGUUGGCACUUUUGUUCAUCUUUACAUUGUAUAGAAGACUGAUGCCUUCUGAGACCCUGGAAGAUUGGGAGAUUGAUUGUCCUCACAGGUUCCAGUACAAGGAUCUCCAUGCAGCAACCAAGGGUUUUAAAGACUCUAAUGUGAUUGGAGCUGGCGGAUUCGGUGUAGUUUACAAGGGUACUUUGCCUUCUACUGGAUGUCAAGUUGCAGUCAAGAAGAUAUCAAGAAAUGGAAUCCAAGGAAUGAGGGAGUUUGCCGCAGAAAUAGAGAGCUUGGGAAGGCUAAGGCAUAAGAACUUGGUAAAUCUACAAGGCUGGUGUAAGAAAAAGAACGACCUCCUUAUAGUCUACGAUUACAUUCCAAAUGGAAGCCUUGAUGCACUCAUUUUCCAUCCGAAUGACAAACUGCUGUUGAGCUGGCAACAAAGGUUCAACAUCCUUAAAGGCAUUGCCUCAGGAUUGUUGUAUCUUCAUGAAGAAUGGGAGCAAGUGGUGAUUCACAGAGAUGUCAAGUCCAGCAAUGUCUUGAUAGAUGAAGACCUGAAUGCUCGGCUAAGCGACUUCGGCCUUGCAAGGCUAUAUGAUCAUGGAGAAAUAUCACACACCACAGGCGUGGUUGGCACAAUCGGGUACAUUGCGCCAGAAUUGGCUCGAACAGGGAAGGCCUCAGCAGCCUCGGACGUGUUUGCAUAUGGCAUCUUGCUUCUUGAAGUUGCUACUGGGAAAAGACCAAUCGGCUCAGGCCGCUCGGAUCAAUUCAUACUGGCGGACUGGGUGAUGGAAAAGUAUCAAGCGGGUCGUGUAUUUGACACAGUAGAUCCAAAGUUAGGUCACUAUGUUGUGAAAGAGAUGGAGCUGAUUCUUGAGCUGGGUUUGCUUUGCUCUCACUUCAAGCCAGAAGCUAGACCUACCAUGAGACAAGUAGUUCGAUAUCUCAAUGGGGAUGAACAGCUUCCUCAUGUCGAUAACUGGAACCUACUUGAAUCGGAUAGCAUCAGUGAAUUGAACUCGAGAUUUAUGAAGGUCAUAUCUUCUGAUUCUAACAUAUCGUCGUAUCAAUCAUCGUCCUUUGGUGGCACCUCUACCAGUUCCAUGGGUUCUGGCAGAUAGCAGUUGCUAUUUGUUUCUUUUUAUACAGUUCUUUGGUAAAGAACAUCAUUACUUCUGUAUUGGCUGAUGACCAUUAAU
This is a messenger RNA of Argentina anserina (silverweed cinquefoil), 2272 nucleotides long. RefSeq names its product lectin-domain containing receptor kinase VI.3-like. Gene Ontology annotation, biological process: defense response to bacterium; protein phosphorylation; defense response to oomycetes. Bases 119 to 2194 code for a protein of 691 amino acids. NCBI's taxonomy places the organism in Eukaryota, Viridiplantae, Streptophyta, Magnoliopsida, Rosales, Rosaceae. The record is from RefSeq and is a predicted model, not a curated record. Gene Ontology annotation, molecular function: transmembrane receptor protein serine/threonine kinase activity; carbohydrate binding; ATP binding. The transcript has a single exon. Gene Ontology annotation, cellular component: plasma membrane.